AUGCUACCGGACCUCCCAGCUGAUCGAAAAUUUGAAACAUUGGUUGAGAUGGAAGCAAAAGUGAUCAACCUAACAAAGGCUCAAAGCGUCUUGACCGCUCUUCGACGAAGUAGGAUGGCCGAACCGCAUGCUCGGUUACUGGGGCUCACCGAACACAUCCAACGUCUCCAAGGAAAGCAUAUCCCAUGGACAGCGGGCACUCAACUUGAGCUCUUGGUGUUGGACAUGCUAGCGGUCAAGGAAAAGGAACUGACCGAGAAGAUGGCACAGUUAGAAGCGGAGCCCGAGCACCAGGAGGCGUCGCACUUCUCCAGAUCCCCACCUGAGGAUGAAAGCGGUCCAAAUCCUGCCGAAUAUGAGCAUUUCUCUCCUCCACCGGAACAGGAAAUCAACAACACCAACCUUAGAAUGGGUACACCGCCCACCGACCAGCGAGUCUCUCUUCAAACCGAGGACUCGGUACUAGUGGUAACAGAAGAUAGUGUAAAGGACCUCAUCAAGGAAUUUGUCAAUGCCGCCAUUCGGUCGUGGCAAAAGAAGAUCAAAGAAACCGCGACUAAAUCCAUCGAGAUGAUUGAGUCGACAAAUAAAGAGCUACAAACCGCGGUCGGACGGAUCACGUCCGUUGAAGACAAUUACGACAUGAACGAUCAGUUGUACAAUGGCUUUACUGAUAGAACUAAGGCAUUGGAGGAGGCAACUAAGAAGCUGGAGACCGACCUCGCUCUUACCAGCCAAAAGGUCGUCAUGACGGAACAAACCCAAUUAACAACCGAUCAAAGGUUGAAUAAGAUUGAUGAGGAUCUGGCUCAAUCCGGUGUCCAGGCCGGUUCUACACUUGAGAGGGUGGCGAUGCUUGAGGAGAAGCAUGCCAAAACCGAGGCUGGUCUAAAGACGUUCACCGAACAGCUGGCAGAAAUGAUAGCGGCAAAGUUGGCUGCCGAUAAGGCACUUGAGGAGGCAAAUGAGCUUGCGGCUCAAAAGAUUCAAGAUGUAUUGGAUGAGCAAACCCGACUUUAA
Molecule: messenger RNA, 1020 nt
Organism: Impatiens glandulifera
Lineage: Eukaryota; Viridiplantae; Streptophyta; Magnoliopsida; Ericales; Balsaminaceae
Exons: 1
Coding region: 1-1020 (339 amino acids)
Source: RefSeq, a predicted model, not a curated record